AUGCCGCUCUGCCAGAUCGUGUCCAACGUGAACUUCGAGAAGGCCACUGCAGAUGCCUUCCUCUCCGCUGUUGAGGGAUCACUGAGCAAGAUUCUUGGCAAGCCUACUCAAUAUAUUAACGUCAGCAUCACCCAUGGACAGAUGAGACAUGGAGGAAGCGCCGAUCCUGCAGCAAGUGUCUGCAUUAGCUCUAUUGGAGGAAUCAGCACAAGAACAAAUAAUAUGAUUUGUGUUGAAGUCGCUACUCACUGCCAGAAACAUCUCGGCAUCCCCGUUGAGCGCGUGUUCUUCUGCUUCAAUGACGUUAGCGGUGCUAACGUUGGCAUUGGUACAAGUGUCUUUGCCUAA
Eimeria maxima is the source of this 348-nucleotide messenger RNA. RefSeq names its product macrophage migration inhibitory factor, putative. Lineage: Eukaryota; Apicomplexa; Conoidasida; Eucoccidiorida; Eimeriidae. Gene Ontology annotation, molecular function: phenylpyruvate tautomerase activity. The record is from RefSeq and is a predicted model, not a curated record. The transcript is spliced from 3 exons. The coding region runs from base 1 to 348 and encodes 115 amino acids.